CGUGUUCUAACGUUUGCUAGCUGGUUAGUAUCAGGGCAGAACUCGUGUUAGAGAGCUGUCGACUUUGCUAGCAGUGUACAUGCUAGACGCUAACUGUUUUUACAGAAGACGAACUUUUUAACAUGUAGCUAGCUAUUAGCUUCUGCUAUCUUUUUUUAUUUAAAAUGGCUGAAACGUUACCUCCGACACGGAAAGGAUUCCUGGACUUCAGUCCAAUAAAGAGAGAGGACGUUAACAAGGAGAACGACGUCCCGGUGUUGGUUUUGACCCUGUUUUCAAAGGCUCCCUUUGUGGCAUUUGGGACAGUAAAGCUGGGCACCUCCAGGUCAGUUGUUCUGCGUAUUGAGAACCCGAAUGAGGAUGCAGAAGCGGAGGUCAUUGUUGAAAAGAUCCCAUCAAGUAAAGGCUUUUCUGUGGACCACAACACGUUCACGAUCCAGCCUGAGGAUUCAUUCACUCUGACAGUAACCUGGACCCCAACAGAAGAAGGUGGAAUCAGAGAGCUCAUCGUCUUUAGUGCCAAUGGGGUCCUCAAGCACCAGGCUGUGCUGCUGGGGAGAGCAGAGGCACCCAAAAAGAAAAAGAAAAGCUUAUGGGACACAAUCAAAAACAAAAAGGAGGGUGAAAAAGUCGCUGCGCCUAGGAGAAAGAAAACAGAACAACCACUGAAGAUGGCGGCCAACAAAACCUUCCAAGUGUCCCGAAAGCCACAGUACAAACGGGAAAAGCCACGCAGCCCACUUGCUUCUCUCAAUGAAGGCAAAGCUGUCAGAGAGAGGUCCCUCUCCAAGCACAGUCCCAUUGACGAUUACUCCCGGAAAUCAGAGGAGCAGAAGGUCUUGAAUCCCACCCAGAGGCAACGGUCUCUGGGAUUGUUGAACCAGGAGAAUAUCCAUCCUGUUCAGAGGAAUUCUCCUCUUGUCCUACUCGUCCCAGCUGGAAAGCUGAUGGACUCUGGCAACGUGUCUGUGAGCCCAGAUGUCUCGGUGGGCAAACCUGAUAAUCCAGAUCUUACCAAAAUGCUCAACAGGACGCUGUCACCUAUUGGGACACCAGAGAUGUUUAAGAAGCUUAUGCCACGCAUUCAGUCAGAUAGCCCACUUUCUGUUCCUGAAAAGCCUGUGGCUGAUGCUGAUGAUGCUGACAGUGUCUUAAGUGGAGCCCCUGUUCUCUCUUUGAAAGAUGCUCUCCUUCUCAUUGACUCGGAUCUGAGCCACAUUAUCACCAGUCCUCGAGAGACUAGUUCCAGCUGUGGCUUCUCAGAUUCACUGGAAUCCAAGAGUGGGAAUUAUGGCUAUGGACAUGACAGAGAUGCCAUCAAAGCAUUACAUGACAGCCCACAGGGGUCAGAGCCCAGUGAGCCAAGACUUACUUUCUUUGUCAGCAAAAAGGUUGUUGUGAGUGACGUUGUAGUUUCAGAGGCAGGUGAUGCUACGGAAGGGGUCAAAAAGGCCUCUUUUUCCUCUGCCACAGUGACCAAGGGCAAGGCACCAGUGGAGGCAAACCUUUCCAGUGGCAGGAAAUUAAAAAAGUCAAGGCGAAGGCUAUUGGAGAAAACACUUGAGCUGUCUGACAGCAGCAGUCAGUGUGAGUCUGGACCAGGCACUCCAAACCUUCCUGUUAUAGACGUUGACAGAGACACCCGGGGACGGCUAAAUUCUGAGGCUGCCAGCUCCCUGUGUGACAAUGGACACCGAGCCCAGGAGUUAAACCCCUCCAGCCUGACUCCAGGGCUUGACAGCUCACCUGCACCCAUCACCUUCCCCAUCACCUCCCCUCCAUCUAUGGCACCUACUCGCUUCUCUUUCUCAGGCCCUUCUCCAUCUCCUGUAACCCCCACUUCCAUCGCUUUUACUGUCACCUCGCCAUCGCCCCUGGGCUCAUCUUCUCCUCUCCACCACAGCCUCACACCUCGCAUUUCUCCAACUGUUUUGGCACCUCAGUCGGUUCAGGAGGACUUGUUUCCGGUUCACAUGGCAGUGAAGAGCAAGAAGAGGAAGAGUGAGGAGUAUUUGAGAAGUGAUGAGAAGACCGAGGAUGCUGGGAAAACUGAGCAUGUCAAAAGGAGCAGGGUGGUAGCUGGAAAACCUGGGCCCCCAAGAUCAGUCCAGGAGAGGAGAAGUGUGUCCCAGAGGCAACAGCCGAGAACAGCAGGCUCUGUGCGAUCAAUGAACACAACAUCUCUAAAGACUGCGAGGUCUGUCGUUCCUGCUCAGGCAAAGCAGUCAAGCUCCAAACUCACCUCACGAGGUGUCCAGCCUCUGAAGUCAUCUGUUACUUCAUCAGCGAAGACAAAAGUUGUUGCAGUUGCACAGUCAAAGCUGACCUUUAUUAAACCGUUGCAAACAGCCAUACCGAGACACCCGAUGCCGUUUGCUGCUAAGAACAUGUUCUAUGAUGAGAGGUGGAUUGAGAAGCAGGAGCGAGGAUUCACGUGGUGGAUCAACUACGUCCUCACCCCAGAUGACUUUAAAGUUAACACUGAAGUUGCUAAAGUGAGUGCUGUGUCCCUCGUCAUGGGCAGCGACGACAAGUACAGCGUGCCUAAAGCUCCCACCAAAGAGGAGAUGUCUUUCAGCACCUACACGGCCCGACGCAAGCUAAACCGCCUUCGUCGUUCAGCCUGUCAGCUGUUCACAUCGGAGGCCAUGGUCAAGGCUAUUCAGAGGCUGGAACUGGAGGUCGAGGCCAAGAGGCUGCUCGUCCGAAAAGACCGCCAUCUUUGGAAGGACAUUGGUGAACGCCGAAAAGUCCUCGACUGGCUCCUGUCGUACAAUCCGCUGUGGUUACGGGUUGGGCUCGAGACGAUCUUCGGGGAGUUGAUCUCACUGGAGAGCAACAGCGACGUCUUGGGUCUGGCUAUGUUCAUCCUCCAGCGGCUGCUCUGGAACCCCGACAUCGCUGCUGAGUUCAGACACUCCAAAGUGCCCCACCUUUACAAAGACGGCCACGAGGAGGCACUGUCCCGCUUUACUCUGAAGAAGCUGCUCCUGCUGGUGUGUUUCCUGGACAAAGCCAAAGAGUCCCGGCUGAUUGAGCACAACCCCUGUCUGUUCUGCCUGGACGCAGAGUUCAAGACGAGUAAAGACCUUCUCCUGGCUUUCUCCAGGGACUUCCUGAGCGGAGAGGGGAUCCUCUCCCGGCACCUCGGCUACCUGGGGUUACCUGUCUCCCACGUUCAGACGCCCCUGGACGAGUUCAACUUCGCUGUGAAGAAUUUGGCAGUCGACUUGAAAUGCGGCAUUCGUCUAGUGCGUGUGAUGGAGCUCCUCAUCCAGGACUGGAGUUUGUCGGCCAAGCUCCGUCUGCCAGCCAUCAGCCGCCUGCAGAAGGUCCACAAUGUCAACAUUGCUUUGCAAGUGCUCAAACGCAAAGGGGUUGACCUUAAGGAUGAAAACGGCUCUAACAUUGAUUCCAGAGACAUUGUGGACGGACACAGAGAAAAGACACUGAGCCUCUUGUGGAAAAUCAUCUUCGCCUUUCAUGUGGAGGUGAUUUUGGAUGCGGAUCAGCUGAGGGAGGAAAUUGGCUUUCUGAAGAAAACCUCAAGGACCAAACGGAGGCUGGCAUCUCUGAGGGCUGAUCGGGGCCCUCAGCCGAGUCCUGCAAAGACAAGGGCGCCGUAUGAACACAGCAGCACUAAGAUCACCCUGCUGAUGGACUGGGUCCGAGCUGUGUGUGACUUCUACAAUCUGAGGGUGGAGAACUUCACCGUGGCAUUCUCGGAUGGCCGCGUCCUCUGCUACCUUAUCCACCACUACCACCCCAGUCUCCUGCCAGAGGAGACUGUCAGUCACAGCACCACCCAGACUGUCGAGUGCUCACCGAGGGGUCGCCUGGAGCUCAACUGCUCAGCCAGCGACUCCGACAACUCCUUUGACUCCUCGCCGACAGGCCUGAAUGGCCCAGAUUCUCCGUCAGUGGAAUUUAAAGAGCUGCUGGAGAAUGAGAAAAACAACUUUAGACUGGUCAACACUGCUGUGUCUUACCUGGGAGGAGUUCCUGCUAUGAUCAACCCAGCUGACAUGUCCAACACCAUCCCCAAUGAGAAGGUUGUGAUGUCUUACCUGUCCUUCCUGUGUGCUCGUCUUCUGGACCUGCGGAACGAAACCCGAGCAGCUCGGGUCAUACAGGGGGCCUGGAGGAAAUACAGAUUAAAGAAAGAUCUGCAGCUCUACAAGGAAAGAAACAUGGCUGCUGUGAAAAUCCAGUUAGUUGUGAGGAGUUUUCUCCAGAGGCGCAGAGCUAAGAGGCAGAAUCAAGCUGCUGUUGUCAUCCAGUCAGUGUGGAGGGGUUACGCAGCACGCAACAGGCUGAGGCUAAAGAAACAGGCUCAACUUCGGGCUCUGCAACAUGAAGCAGCAACUGUCAUCCAGGCUCAGUGGAGGAUGUUUUCGGCCAUGAGCGCUUACCAACGCCUCAGGUACUACGCCAUUGUUGUCCAAGCACAAUGGCGAAUGAGGAGGGCCGCCUCCGCUUAUGGAAGAAUCUACUGGGCGGCAACUGUCAUUCAGAGGCACUCGCGAGCAUGGGCUCUGGCAAGAAGAGAUCGGGAACAUUAUCUUUCCCUUAAAGCUGCAACGGUGAAAAUACAAAGCGGGUACAGAAGAUGGAAAACCCAGAAAACAGAGAAGGAAAACCGUGCUGCAAGAGUGAUACAAGCCGUGUUCAGGAAAUGGUACAAGGAAAAAAUGUCUGAAAAAAUUGCUGCUGCUGUGAAGAUUCAGUCUUGGUAUAGAAUGCAGAGGUGUCUCCAUCAAUACAGGAAGAUUAAGAGAAGCACUGUGCUGAUUCAAGCCCUGUACAGAGGUCAUGCACAGAGGCGUUGGUUUCAGAUAUUAAAGCUGCAGCACCGUUCAGCUAUUGUCAUUCAGAGGGCCUUCAGAGGGCAUGCUGUCAGACAACAGGUGGCGAAGAUGAGAUGUGCUGCAGUCAUAAUCCAGCGCUGGUACAGGGCCUCUGUGAAAAGAGACAUGGAAAGGCAAAUGUUUGUGAGGAUGAAAUGUGCCGCCAUUACCAUACAGGCAGCUUAUCGUGGAAAAGUGGCCCGGGAGUUGCUGAAAAAACAGCACGAGGCAGCAACCAUAAUCCAGGCAGCUUUCAGGAAGUACACUGCCCAAAGGCGCUACCUUGUCCUGAGAAAAGCUGCAGCUGUGAUACAGCAAAAGUACAGAGCCACAACUUUGGCUCGUAAGACAAAGAAGGAUUAUGUUGCUCUUAGGAGUGCUGCACUUGCCAUACAAGCAAACUGGAGAGGCAGAGCUGUCAGGAAGAGAAUAGAGAAGCAGCAUCAGUGUGCAACAUUGAUACAGGCUUACUACCGUCGGCACAAAGCGCAAGCAGAAUACAGAUCUAAGAGGGCCUGCGCCUUGACCAUACAAUGUCACUACAGAGCUUGUGUGGUUGGAAAAGAGACGAGGAAAACAUACCUCCACAUGAGAGCAGCUUGUGUUACAGUCCAAGCUGGAUUCAGAGGCAUGAGAGUUAGGACAGAGCUGAAGAAAAAGCACCAGGCAGCGACUGUCAUUCAGUCGUCAGUCAGGAUGUUUUUAUGCAGGAAACAAUAUUUCCUCUUACAAAGUGCAGCAAUUAUCAUCCAAAGCCGAUACAGAGCUCUCCUUGUUUGCAGGGCGCAGCAAAAUGAAUACAAAGAGCUAAAGCAGGCCACCAUAAAGAUACAAGCUGUCUACCGGGGAUUUAGAGUGAGAGAAGACCUAAAGAAGAGGCACAACGCUGCCACAGCAAUCCAAGCUCAGUUCAGGAUGCACAGAAUGCGUAUGGCUUACCUUGCCACCAAGUGUGCUGCCAUCAUUGUUCAGGAACGCUACAGGGCAAAAAUGCUCAGGGAUCAACAGGUGCAGAGAUACAAGACAAUGAAAUCCGCAGCUUUAGUCAUCCAGGCAGCAUAUCGUGGCCACAGGGCCAGGAGCAAGAUCGUAGAGAUGCAUGGAGCUGCUACAAUCAUUCAGAGAAAGUUUCUCACAUUUCGGGAUAGAAGGAGAUUCUUAGCUAUCAGAGCAGCAGUUUUGGUUUGUCAGCAGAGGUACAGAGCAGUGACCCUGGCAAGAAAAGAUCGUUUUGACUAUUUGUCAAAGCGCAAGGCAGUCAUCUGUUUGCAGGCGGCCUACAGAGGAGGUAGGGUCAGAAAGCAGUUGCGCAUCCAGCACGUGGCAGCUGUAACAAUCCAGUCUCACUUCCGAAAGUACCAGCAGAGAACCUACUACAAGACUCUCCACAGGGCUGUCAGUGUUUUGCAAGCUCGCUACAGAGCCAACAAGAAAAUGAGAGAGCAGAUGCAAGCCCUGAGUGCCAAGAGAAAUGCUGCUGUUGUCUUACAAGCUGCCUUCCGUGGAAUGAAAUCCAGACGAAUCGUCAAACAAAGGCAUCAAGCUGCCGGUGUUAUCCAGAGAGCUUACAGAGCCCACUGUGAGCGCAAACAGUAUCUUACCUUGAAAUCCUCCAUCCUCAACAUUCAGCGGAGGUAUCGUGCCACUGUAGCAGCAAAGGAACAAAUGAAACUAUACCAGCAAAUGCGCAAAGCAGCCGUCAUCCUUCAGGCAGCAUACAGAGGUCAGCAGGUCAGAAAAGAGGUUGCUCGUUGGCACCAGGCUGCCACUGUUGUACAGUCUGCAUUCAGAAAGCACAGAGAGGAAGUGAAAUUCCAGGCCAUGCGUCUAGCUGCCAUUAUCAUCCAGAGGCACUAUCGCUCCUGUAUUCUUCAAAGGCAAGAAAGGGGAAAGUUCCUAAAAGCCAGACAUUCUGCCAUUGUUCUUCAGGCAGCUUUCAGAGGCCAUCGUGUGCGGAGCAGCAUCGCCAAGAUGCACAGGGCAGCUACUGUCAUUCAAGCAAACUUCAAGAGGUAUAAACAGCAGUCAGCCUUUAGGAGACAGCACUGGGCAGCAUGUGUUCUACAGCAGAGGUUUAGAGCUCAGAGACAGCGAAACAUUGAGGUAAAACUUUAUCAACGGCGCAGAGAAGCAGCCAUCAUGUUACAGGCUGCAUAUCGUGGAAUGAAAACAAGGCAGAACAUCAAACAAAGGCAUCAGGCUGCUAGUGUUAUCCAGAGAGCUUACAGAGCUCACUGUGAGUGCAAGCAGUAUCUUACCUUGAAAUACGCCGUCCUCAGCAUUCAGCGGAGGUAUCGUGCCACUGUAACAGCAAAGGAACAAAUGAAACAAUACCUGCAAAUUCGCAAAGCAGCCGUCAUCCUUCAGGCAGCAUACAGAGGUCAGCAGGUCAGAAAAGAGGUUGCUCGUUGGCACCAGGCUGCCACUGUUGUACAGUCUGCAUUCAGAAAGCACAGAGAGGAAGUGAAAUUCCAGGCCAUGCGUUUGUCUGCCAUUAUCAUCCAGAGGCACUAUCGCUCCUAUAUUCUUCAAAGACAUGUCAGAGGAAAGUUUUUAAAAGUGAGAAAUUCUGCCAUUGUUCUUCAGGCAGCUUUCAGAGGCCAUCGUGUGCGGAGCAGCAUCGCCAAGAUGCACAGGGCAGCUACUGUCAUUCAAGCAAACUUCAAGAGGCAUAAACAGCAGUCAGCCUUUAGGAGACAGCACUGGGCAGCCUGUGUCUUACAGCAGAGGUUUAGAGCUCAGAGACAGAGAGACAUUGAGGUAAAAUAUUAUCAACAGCGCAGAAAAGCUGCCGUCAUGUUACAGGCUGCAUAUCGUGGAAUGAAAUCCAGACGAAACAACAAAGACAGGCAUCGAGCUGCCACUGUUAUCCAGAGAGCUUACAGAACACACUGCAAGCACAAGCAGUAUCUGACCUUAAAGUACUCCGUCCUCAACAUUCAGCGGAGGUAUCGUGCCACUGUAGCAGCAAAGGAACACAUGCAAAAAUACCAAAAAAUGCGCAACUCAGCAGUCAUCCUUCAGGCAGCAUACAGAGGUCAGCAGGUCAGAAAGGAGGUUGCUCGUUGGCACCAGGCUGCCACUGUUAUACAGUCUGCAUUCAGAAAGCACAGAGAGGUAGUCAAAUUCCAGGCCAUGCGUCUAGCUGCCAUUAUCAUCCAGAGACACUAUCGCUCCUGUAUUCUUCAGAGGCAAGAAAGGGGAAAGUUCCUAAAAGCAAGACAUUCUGCUAUUGUUCUUCAGGCAGCUUUCAGAGGCCAUCGUGUGCGAAGCAGCAUCGCCAAGAUGCACAGGGCAGCUACUGUCAUUCAAGCAAACUUCAAGAGGCAUAAACAGCAGUCAGCCUUCAGGAGACAGCACUGGGCAGCCUGUGUCUUACAGCAGAGGUUUAGAGCUCAGAGACAGAGAGACAUUGAGGUAAAACAUUAUCAGGAGUUAAAAAAAGCUGUCAUUAAUCUACAAGCUGCCUUCCGUGGAAUGAAAUCCAGAAGAGUCCUCAAACAAAGGCAUCACGCUGCCAGUGUUGUUCAGAGAGCUUACAGAGGCUACUGCGAACGCAAGGAGUAUCUGAAAUUGAAAUUGUAUGUCCUUAUCAUUCAGCAAAAAUAUCGGGCUUCUGUUGCAGCUAAAGCACAAAGAACUCAAUACCUGGAAAAACGCAGUGCCGCUGUCGUCCUUCAGGCAGCAUACAGAGGUCAGCAGGUCAGAAAGGAGGUUGCCCGUCGGCACCAGGCUGCAACUGUUAUACAGUCUGCAUUCAGAAAGUACAGAGAGGAAGUCAAAUUCCAGGCCAUGCGUCUGUCCGCCAUUAUCAUCCAAAGACGCUAUCGCUCCUGUAUUCUUCAGAGGCAAGAAAGAGAAAAGUUCCUCAAACUGAAGCGAUCCACCAUCACCAUUCAGGCAGCGUUGAGAGGCUGGGGUGUCAGGAGGGACAUUAGGCGACAAAACCGAGCCGCCAUUGUGAUCCAAUUGUGCUGGAGAUGCUCAGUGCAGAGGCGUAUCUUCCAACGAAAGAGGGAGGCAGCUGUGAAACUUCAGCGGAGGGUCCGGGCAGUGCAGUUUAGCAGAUUGGAGAGGAACAACUACCUCCAAAUGAAGAAGGCUGCCAUCACUCUUCAGACGCACUGUCGAGCCUGGAUUGCAAGACGACAGGUACUAGAGAGCGCCAAAGCAGAGAGGAGGCUCCGUUUUACAUCUGCGGUCUUCCACCAUCUCAGUGCCAUGAAGAUCCAACGAGCUCUGAGAGCCCACUGGGCUUUGGAGUCAGCCAAAAGACAAAUCCAUUCUGUCAUCACCAUACAGCGAUGGGUGAGAGCGAGGCAGCAGAGGAGACGUUAUCUAGAGGACAGGAGGAAGGUGGUUAUAGUUCAGAGAGCGGUCAAGCGCCUGUUAGCUCGUCGCCACAAGGCCGCGUCCGUCAUCCAGCAGGCCAUCCGCAAAUUCCUCCUCCUCAGGCACCAGAAGAGGGUUCAGCGUGGCAUCAUCAAAGCUCAGGCUCUGUGGAGAGGACACCGCUCCCGCCGACUGAAUGACAAUCCCAAAGUGGUGAAGUUGAGACACAAUUUGCGCAAAGUCUCCGCCAGCGUCCGAGAGGAGGACAAACUUUGCAACAAGACAUCGUCUGCCCUGGACUACCUCCUUCGAUACAAACACUUCUCCUACAUCCUAGAGGCCCUGAAAAACUUGGAGACUGCCACCAGGCUGUCCCCAGAGUGCUGUGAGCGACUGGUAGAGAGCGGAGCCACCAACGUCAUCUUCACACUCAUCCGCUGCUGCAACAGGAGUGUCCCCUGCAUGGACGUCAUCACCUACUCCAUCCAGAUCCUCCUCAACCUCUCCAAGUAUCACAAGACCAUCGAGGCGGUGUAUUCAGUGGAAAACUCUGUGGAGACGCUUUUAGACCUCCUGCAGCGGUACCGGGAGAAGGCAGGGGAUAAAGUGGCAGAAAAGGGCGGCAGUAUCUUCACCAAGGCCUGCUUCCUUCUGGCUCUCCUCCUGCAAGACCAGCACCGUGCUGUGGAGGUUAUGAAGCUUCCCAAGCUCUUGGAUAGGAUACGCAGUAUUUACCGCCUCACCGCUCGCAAACAGAAGAUGGACGCUGAGAGAACUGUGAUGAAACAGAAGAUGAAUGCAUCACUGAAUGGGAGCUUCUUCGUUCAGGCAACGCCUCGCAAAUCCCGCCCUGUGCCAAAAUUUGCACCGGACUGGGUUCUCAGAAAGGACAAACUCAAAGAUAUUGUGGAUCCUCUCAGAGCCAUUCAGAUGGUGGCACACACUCUGUCGAUUGUAUUGUAAAUAGACUUUUGCAUCUUGUUUCAUCAUCUCAUUUUUUUCAACUUCAGAAAAUAUUGUUUUAUGUAUUCUUUUAGCUUUUUAUUCCCAUUUCCAUAUUUCCCUUGUAUAUAUUAAAAUGGAUUUGUUUCUUAAACAUUGGCCAGUUUCAUGGAUCUUUGUCUUUGUGUGUGUGUGUGUGUGUGUGUUCAUCGAUGGGAGCCAAUGAUUUUACCAGUUGGUUAGUUUGCUGGCCAUAAUACCAGUGCAAUUAAUAUUUACUUUAAUCUUCUUUAUCUAGUGUGUUAGCAUUUACCAAAUAGCCCUAAACAUAACUACCAAAAUUAGUAGCAUAAUUUUUUGAGGAUCAAGAAUGUUUAAAGUAAUUUUCAGGGUAAUCCGUCCUAAAGCUGUGGAAAUUUCUCACUCUGGACCAAAGCGGUCCAAUAUAUAUUUGUUUUUGUACAAUUUCUCAUCUGUAUUAAUAAAGUACUGACUCUUUGUU
This is a messenger RNA of Epinephelus moara (kelp grouper), 10623 nucleotides long. It is a transcript of the gene aspm, whose product is annotated as assembly factor for spindle microtubules. Gene Ontology annotation, molecular function: protein binding. NCBI's taxonomy places the organism in Eukaryota, Metazoa, Chordata, Actinopteri, Perciformes, Serranidae. The transcript is spliced from 26 exons. Gene Ontology annotation, cellular component: spindle pole. The coding region runs from base 165 to 10142 and encodes 3325 amino acids. Gene Ontology annotation, biological process: spindle organization; establishment of meiotic spindle localization; mitotic cell cycle. The record is from RefSeq and is a predicted model, not a curated record.